CAGUAGGUGUCCGCAUCGCAGCUUCUGCGGCUCCGCGCGCACCGAUCAGACACGCACACGCACACACACACACACACACACACACACACACACACACACACACACACACACACACACACACACACACACACACAUCUCGGUUGUGCCGCUUUUAUUCACGGCUGCGCGCGGCAGGCAGACAGACAGGCACGAGCUCGCGCCGCCAUAGUUCUUUAUUUUUCUCUCGUUUUCGGCUUUAAGGCGUUUUUUCUUCUUUUUUCCUUUAUUUUCUUUUUCUUGUUGAAUUUGUCUCAUAACGGGAGGAUGGCGCUUCUGUCCUGUGCUUUUCUCCUUCAUCUGUCCAUCAUGAGCCGCUAACUGGAGUCCGGACUUUCUCUCUCUCUCUCUCUCUCUCUCUCUCUCUCUCUCUCUCUCUCUCUCUCUCUCUCUCUCUCUUUCUCUCUCUCUUACACACAUUUUGGUAGUGUCCAGUGGAAUAAUCGCAGGAUGCCAAGGCAUUAGUCUCGGAGGAGUUUAUUGUUGAAAAAGGACGGACUCCAUCGUCGCCUGACGUCUCUACCUCAGCGCCAAAACCAGUGAGCGGCCAUGUCAAACAUAAACAGUGGGCUCUGCAUUGAGAGCGGCGCUAACGCAGAUGUGUCUCUGUUACAAAAGGAUGCCCUUCAGGAAGCCGGAUUAAACCAGCUGUUGGAUUACAACGCAGAAAUUGAACGUUAUCGCUCUUUUGCAAACUUUUACAAAACAAAUGGAGCAUUUCCACAGAGUGCCAAGAUCGCCCGCAUCACCACACCCAUCUUCCCCAGUGCACGGAUCGGUGUAUCACCGUGGAACUGUGACAAUGCUGUGCUCUGGGGACGCAAGUCAGCACCGAUCCACCCAAACAGAACCAGGAGCGACUCGUCUCAGCGGCCCGGGAAACCCGAGACUCUGCAGAUGGCAAACAGUAACUUCCUGUCUACGUUAUCAUCGGAGCACUGCAGGCCGUUAGCGGGGGACUGCGUCAACAAGCUGAAGUGCGGCGGUGCUGCUGAAGCGGAAAUAAUAAACCCGGCAUUCUCUGCACUCCCAGCUCUGGGGGGCAUUUCUUUACCUCCUGGGGUCAUCGUUAUGACAGCACUGCACUCUCCCGCCUCUGCAACUGCCGUCACAGACAGCGCCUUUCAGAUCGCCAACCUGGCAGACUGCCAGCAGCAUAACAGUAAUCACAGUAAUCACAUUUCUUCUCCUGUGUCCGGAGGAAACGCCGCCAAAAAAAAGAGGAAGCGCUGUGGAGUGUGCGCCCCCUGCAGGCGGCUCAUUAACUGCGGUGUCUGUAGCAGCUGCCGAAACCGCAAGACUGGACACCAGAUCUGCAAAUUCCGCAAAUGUGAAGAGCUGAAGAAGAAACCAGGCUCAUCACUUGAGAGGACGCCGGUGAGCAGCGGAGAGGCGUUUCGAUGGUUCUUCUAGUGCCAAAGAAACACAGCAUCACGCCACAUUAUUCAAUAACAGACUCAAAAAAAGUGGAUUUAGAAGCUCCAGGACCUGGAACUGAAACCAAACCUCACCUGAACAACAACAAAAAUCACAAAAACAAGAGACAGAAAGAAGGAAAAGAGACGAGAGGGAGAGGGAGAGGGAGAGGGAGGGUGGACAAGAGAAGGUUUAACUAUGUAAUUUGAUUAUUUCUUGUGUAAUUAGAAACAUUUUCAUUGUCUCUGCGUGUUCAGUGUCGUAGCUGAUCAAGCUACGUAUGCUAAAUUAUAGACAAUCAACACCUGGAAUAAACCAUGCAACUGGAAUAUACAAUUUACCUGGAAUAUACCAUUCACACAGAGAGUGGUGUGAUCAUGCUGAAUGUCUUGGAGCUGUGAGUCGAGGUGACUGAAGGACAUUCAACAACAGGAGGUCGUCUAAAAAGCCGGAAUAAACCACUCCUGAAGAGAUUGGGGAGGAUCAGAUACAAUCUGUCUGUCUGUCUGUUCAUCUGUCUAUCUGUCCUUCUGUCUUUCUGCUCUGUCUCUUUGUGUAUGUAGACCAUCUUUCAACUGGAUCAGAUUUUGGGAUAUUUUAUCUAUCAGUCCAUUUACCUAUCUGUCUCUCUGUCCAUCUGUUUGUGUGCACAUCCUUCCAUCUAUCCAUCUAUCUAUCCAUCCAUCCAUUCCUUCUGGAAUGAACCAGUUCUGAUCAGAGGUAGAGGAUGAUCAUUCAUGAUCUACUUAAAGCAUCCCACUAUUGUCAUUUGACCUUAUCGAAUGAGUGUAAUGAUGUCAUAUAUAUGACAUCACACACAGAUACGAUCAGUCGCCUCGACAAACCGCUGUCGGACGAUACAGAAGGAGGAAAUGCGAUCGUACGCCAGACCUGCAGCAAUAAUCAGAAAACGAGUUUCAGUUGAUUUUACGCACCGGGAUGAGAGACGCAGCCAAUUACAGUUCUGUACUUUUUGCUUUAAUUUUUCACCGUUCUGAUGUUACGCAGGGCAUAUUGUCUUGCUAACAACGUGUUGUAAUUUUUAAUUUGUGAUGUGAAAUGUCUUGAUUUUUGGAAAAACACUGGAUCCUUGAUUGUUUUGGGUGAAAUGAAUUAGUAACAAUGUGCUGUACAGAAGUAUAGGAAGGCUGUGUACUUAUUAUGGAUUUCUCUGCCCAGAGAUCCUCACUUUAAAGUUAAUUAGCAGCGAAAGUUUCAUCUAUUCUGAGAUGAAAUGGAUUAUAAAAUUAAAUAAAAUUAAAUUGAAUAGUAAUUUUUAUUAUUAGUGUAGAAUUUUAGUUUAACCAACUAAACAUCUAGCUCAUUUAUAGCUUUAUAGAUCAAGGUCUUGUUACACAGAGUAGCUAGAUGCUCACAACUAAUCACCUGACUUGCAAACACUGUAUAAUAAAUAACAAUAUCUGGGCAGAAUACUUCAUAAUUACACACAGUUUCUCUGAACUUCUGUAGGUUUGAGGCACAAGUAAAUAAAUUAAAGUUAAAUUUCUAAAUUGCUAAAAUAUCUACUAGCUCUCACCACCAAGAGUAAUGAAGCAAGGAAAAGAAAACAGUAACUCUAGAGCUUAAAUUUCCUCUCAGAAUCUGCCAGAUCAGCUCAUUAUAGCUAGCUGGCUAAUGUUAGCACUUAAUAUUACGACCUUUUAUCAUGAUUUAAAAAUUCCUCAAAGAAAUUCUGUCAGAUUAUUUUGUGUUUCCAAGCUGGCUAAAGUUAAAAGAUAUUUAUGAAUGAUUUAAAAGGUUAAACUUGUCUGGUAUAACAGAUCAGAUCUGUGUUCACGUAAACCCCAGAAACUAAAAUUAUGGUGUUAAAAACGUGACCAAUGUAUCUCGCUAGUGCUAAUGCUAGCUCUAAUGCCCUGCUGUUGCAUGUGUAUCUGUGUUUUGGGUUUAAAGAUUACUGAGUUUGUAUAUUGUCGUUGUGAUGCUUUUAUGUGUUCAAAUGAAAGGAAAAAAGACCAAAAAAAGUUGGAACAAAUAAUUUGAUGUAAUUUUUAUUCUCACAUGUAAAA
This is a messenger RNA of Tachysurus fulvidraco (yellow catfish), 3482 nucleotides long. It is a transcript of the gene cxxc4, whose product is annotated as CXXC finger 4. Gene Ontology annotation, molecular function: methyl-CpG binding; zinc ion binding. NCBI's taxonomy places the organism in Eukaryota, Metazoa, Chordata, Actinopteri, Siluriformes, Bagridae. The coding region runs from base 586 to 1449 and encodes 287 amino acids. Gene Ontology annotation, cellular component: nucleus. The transcript has 3 exons. The record is from RefSeq and is a predicted model, not a curated record.